Messenger RNA from Mastomys coucha (southern multimammate mouse), 877 nucleotides. Its product is annotated as basic proline-rich protein-like. The transcript is spliced from 3 exons. NCBI's taxonomy places the organism in Eukaryota, Metazoa, Chordata, Mammalia, Rodentia, Muridae. Bases 1 to 792 code for a protein of 263 amino acids. The record is from RefSeq and is a predicted model, not a curated record.
AUGUACUGCCUGCUACGGGGCAGGGGCCCGGCCUGCGCUCACUCGGGCAUCGCCCGCCGCCGGGGCCCUGCACGAGGCGCGGCGAGGCGCGGCCGGCCCGGAACUGCCCUUCCCCCCGCAGGCGCCGCGCGAGCGCCGCCGACAGCUCCUCCGCCGCCUCGGCACGCGGCGGGUCAAAACUGCGGCCCUCCGGCCGGCCUGCGAGCACCGGGCUCUGCACCGACCCCGGUGGUCACCCCCCGACGAAGAGCGCGGCUCCGCGCCCCGUCAGGUCAUGGAUCCUCGCGGGAACUCGGUGCUGCCUGCAGGGACACAGAGAGGGAGAAGCGAGUUACCGCCGGGACUCCGUGGGUGCCGAGACCGACGCGGCCCGCCUUUCGGGCUCGGCCCUUGAGGUUACCUCCAGCCGCCGCCCCGAGCGCGGGUUCCCUCCGGCCUCCACCUCCUCCUCCUCCUCCCAGCUCUGCUGCCGCCGCCGCUGCCGGAAAAGGCGCCGAGGAAACCGCCUCACUUCCCCUCCCGAAUGCGCAGGCGCACCUCCGCCCCGACCGUUCGGAAGAGCGCGACCUCGGAAAGGAGAGUGGCCCGCGCGCUCAACGUCACGGGCGCCACGCGCCGGGGGGGCGGGGCUACGGCGGCUCGCGGGGCUCACGCGGGCGCCUCGCGGAACCUGCCGGCGUUUGGCUGGCGGUUCGCCCACCUGUCGCUCUGCGAGGGUCCCCGCGGUUUUCCUUCGCCGCCGCUCGAAGGCGGGGCGCAGAUCCACGGAGGGUGGGCUUCGUCGGUCCUUAGGACCAACGCCCCUCACCUGCGCCGCCCGGACGCCCUGCGCGAAGUCCCUCCCGCUCGCCCCAGCCCUGAGCACCCGGGUCUCCUU